This is a messenger RNA of Staurois parvus, 368 nucleotides long. NCBI's taxonomy places the organism in Eukaryota, Metazoa, Chordata, Amphibia, Anura, Ranidae. The record is from the annotation of a GenBank genome assembly.
UUAGAGGAGGAAAACAAGAAAAAAACCAAUGGACUGCAGACACAGUAUAGGAAAUGACCAGAGACUGCGGACACAGUACAGGAGAUGACCAGAGACUGUGGACAGUACAGGAGAUGACCAGAGACUGCGGACAUAGUACAGGAGAUGACCAGAGACUGCGGACAGUACAAGAGAUGACCAGAGACUGCGGACACAGUACAGGAGAUGACCAGAGACUGCAGACACAGUACAGAAGAUGGCCAGAGCCUGCGGACAUAAUACAGGAGAUGACCAGAGACUGCGGACAUAGUACAGGAGAUGACCAGAGACUGCGGACACAGUACAGGAGAUGGCCAGAGACUGCGAACACAGUACAGGAGAUGGCCGGA